AUGUCUGGUGGCAAAUCUGGCGGAAAGGCUGCUUCUAGCGCUUCUACUAAGUCUUCUCAAUCUCGUUCUUCUAAGGCAGGUCUCACAUUCCCUGUUGGCCGUGUUCAUCGCAUUCUUAGAAAAGGCAACUACGCUCAACGCAUUGGUGCUGGCGCUCCUGUUUACCUCGCUUCUGUUCUGGAAUACCUUGCUGCAGAAAUUUUGGAACUGGCUGGUAAUGCCGCCCGUGACAACAGAAAGACGCGUAUUAUCCCCCGUCAUCUUCAACUGGCCAUUAGAAAUGACGAAGAGCUGAAUAAGCUUCUUGGACACGUUACAAUCGCACAAGGUGGUGUUUUGCCUAAUAUCCACCAGAAUUUACGCCCUAAGAAAACUGCUAAGGCAGCUAAGACCGGUGCCAGCCAGGAAUUAUAA
This is a messenger RNA of Magnusiomyces paraingens, 414 nucleotides long. RefSeq lists its product as uncharacterized. Lineage: Eukaryota; Fungi; Ascomycota; Dipodascomycetes; Dipodascales; Dipodascaceae. Gene Ontology annotation, molecular function: DNA binding; structural constituent of chromatin; protein heterodimerization activity. Gene Ontology annotation, cellular component: nucleosome. The record is from RefSeq and is a predicted model, not a curated record. The coding region runs from base 1 to 414 and encodes 137 amino acids. The transcript has a single exon.